This is a messenger RNA of Aspergillus ochraceoroseus IBT 24754, 2492 nucleotides long. RefSeq lists its product as uncharacterized. NCBI's taxonomy places the organism in Eukaryota, Fungi, Ascomycota, Eurotiomycetes, Eurotiales, Aspergillaceae. The record is from RefSeq and is a predicted model, not a curated record. The transcript is spliced from 4 exons. The coding region runs from base 88 to 2085 and encodes 665 amino acids.
CUCCCCGGUUAUACACCCACCUAGUCACUUGAUAUCAAAUCAACUCUACUCUCGAAAUUUUCCAGUGCAUACACGCGUGACAAUCCAAUGGGGUUCAACAUCAGAAUUGCCCCGAAGCAUCACGACUCGGACGAUUCCUCUUUAUCCGACGAGGAAGAUUCCUCUGGAGUGCAGGUUUCCCCGCCAUCAGACUCAGAAAGUCAUGGAUACCACGAUCCAUACGAAGAAUGGUCGCAUUUGGUCUACCCUGAUGAGAUAAAGCCGUCCGACUCGGCCUCUCGACCUCCAACCUAUCGCCCCCGCAGCCGUAACCCCGUCCAUGCCCCAUCAUCUUCAUCCACGAGUCGUCGGCGGUCAGGAAGGCGCCAGAUUGUCCAAGAGCGAGAGUCUCAACCGCGACGAUCCCGUCGUCAGCCUUCACCGGAGUCGCCAGAAAGUGCCGAUUCAGCCGAGGAGUAUGGAGAACCCUACUCGCGAACGUCUCAGGAACGGAAAUUUUGGGCGCCGCCUGCACAGGGUUCAGGUUAUGCGCGUAGUUCAUCUCCCGGCCCAUCCUAUGGUUACCCCAAUGGAGCUGUGCCCCAUGGAGCAUUCGUACCCUCAACUGGUCAACAUACUCCAUCGGACCAGUUGGUCCGCGUGGGGCCUCUCAGCCAAGUCGGCCAGCAAAACCCAUACGGCCAUCCCGUUUACGGAUACAAUCAUCCACUACAACAACCUCAUGGUCCUAUGCCUCCUUUCUAUGUUCACGAACGUCACGCGGGAAAUCAUCCCAAUCCUGCUGGGGCUCCUUCGCAUCGGAAUGAAGGGCCUAUCCCUGGCCAGCAUCCUUUCUCACACCCCGUCUUACCACAUGGCGGUCCACAGUACGGCAGUCCACAGUACGGCGGUCCACAGUAUGGCGGUCCACAAUACGGCGGUCCACAAUACGGCGGCCCUCAAUUGAACCAUCAUGAUUUGAUCCCUUAUGGAGCUGGUGCUUAUUAUCCCUUCCGGGAACCUUACAACAUGGUUCCGGGGAUGAUUCCGCCAUAUUUCAACCCAUAUGCUCGUCCACCGUCUCCUAGUCAGGCCGAGUCAGGUGGUUCUCCUGUUCCUACACCUGCACCUGCACCUGCACCUGCACCUGCACCUGCACCUGCGCCUGCUCCUGCGCCUGCACCUGCCCCUGCGCCUGACCCUGUCGACACUGCAAAAGACGAGGCAAUUGCGAGGCUUGAGAAAUUGAUCCUUGAGGAAAGAACUGAACGGGAAGCUCGGGAAGCUCGAGACGCUGCUCACCAAGCUAUGAUCGAACGAGAAGCCGCGGAACAACAUGCGAGAGAAGAACGUGCAGCGCAUGAAAAGAAGAUUACUGAAGAAGCUGCUGCCGCUGCUAGGGCAGAUGCAGAACAAAAGGCUGCAGAAGAGGCUGCUAAGGCCAAAAAAGAGGCAGAAGAAGCCGCCGAGAAAGCUGUAGCAGAGGCGACAGCCGUCGCGACAGCAGCAGCUACAGAGGCAGCUAAAAAGGAGACCGCGGAAGCCCUUGCUGCUGCGGAGGCGGCGAACAAACCUCCGGAAAAAAAGAAGCCUAUCAAGUUCAAGGAUGCCAUUGGGAGAAAGUUCAGUUUUCCGUUUGAUUUGUGCUGCACAUGGCAGGGGAUGGAGGAGCUUAUAAAGCAAGCUUUUCUCCAUAUAGAGGUAAUCGGGCCUCAUGUUGCAGAGGGUCAUUAUGAUCUGAUCGGCCCUAAUGGCGAUAUUAUUCUCCCACAAAUUUGGGAGACCGUUAUUGAGCCCGAUUGGACUAUAACCAUGCACAUGUGGCCGAUACCCGAGAAGCCAAAAGACCCCGAUCCAGCUCCAGUAGAGGAAGCCCCUGCGGAAGCGGCACCCGAGCCUCCAGCAGAUGCCGCCCCCCCCGCUCCCGAGGAACCCAAGAAAAAGGCUGAACCAGGUCCAAAGAAGCCUCGGGCAAAACCAGGCGAUCCUAGUGCCUUUGCCAUGUGGAUGGUUGGAGGCCCUAACCGCUUUAGAGUGAAUAAGGCUUUAAAAGCGCAAAAAAAGCCUAAAGCAGCCCAGCACGGUGAUAUAGGCCGUAUUCUCUGAUAGAGUUCAAGUCAACAACUUCUGGUCAAAGCUCUCUCGAGCUGUAGUUUCUGCCCUCCUAGAUGCUUUCGGAGCAACUGACUUGAGGGCAACAUCUGCCCACAGGCGGGAGGGCCGCUUGCAAUGUAUUUUCUGCGGUAUCGGUGGAUUUGGAAUCUCCAUAAACACACUGGAGGCCAGUUUCACUUUGUUGCCCCUCUUGCAGGCGAUUCUUACAGCAUUUGUGGCAAGCACCAAGAAGUCCGGGCCUACUCUAUCGGGUCUGCUUUGGAGGGGCAUGACUUUUCCUCUCGUCUCAUCGGGAUUGGUUUCUCAUGCCUCGCGGGGGAGGAUGGUAUGGUAUGUUCUGAGCAUCUUUUCUGUUUGGGGUAAAUGGGUAUAAAAAGCUUUCAUCGGUGUUUAAGCAA